AAUGCUAAUGGGAGUGGUUGCUAGUUAUCAAGUUUCAAAGUGUGAACGUAACAUUAGUUAGACUGUUUUGUCUGCUCAGCUUUUGAAGUACAUGUAUAAUAGUGAGUUUUGUUAUUAUUAUAAUCACAAUUACGUUCAGAACCUUCUUGAUAAUGGCAAAUUUAGUCAUGGUGAAAUUAGCAUAUUAGCAAGGCAUUAACAGACCUCAGACGUUGCUUGUGAUACGGCAGGAAUGUCCAUCCGACAAGAAUUAUGAAAAAGGAACCGAAACUGGCAUCAAAUCAUCGCAGAAGCUCGACUCAAGGUAGCAUUGCGACAGUUGUGUUCAGAUAGUGGAGCACUAUGCUGCCGAUAUUGAUGUUUACCACUGUCCCAACUGUGAGCCCAUCCACGGACCGUCUCUGAUGAAAAAGCGUAUUAACUGGCACAGACAUGACUACACUGAGCCAAAUGACGGCACACGACCCGUGCAAGCGGGAACGGCUGUGUUCGUACGGGAACUCCAAGAGAGGAACUUCGCCAGCGGCAGUGAGAUUCUGGUGUAUAUGCAAGGGAGUCAGGUAACCCAACUGUACCUGGAGAAAGAGGGCUUCCAUUACCCCAUGGUGGUGCCUGAACUGGAUGGACUGGGCCUUAAACUGCCCCCUCCGUCUUUCUCUGUCAGAGAUGUGGAACGUUACGUGGGUGCCAGUAAAGUUAUCGAUGUGAUCGACGUUGCGAAACAAGCAGAUAGCAAGAUGAAGCUGGGAGAGUUUAUAAGAUAUUUCCACAUGCCCGAACGGCCGAAAGUGUUGAACCUGAUCAGCUUGGAGUUCUCCGAUUCAAAGAUGUCUGAUUUGGUGGAGGUUCCGGAAAUAGCGCAGAAGAUGUCCUGGGUGGAGAACUACUGGCCCGAAGACUCGUUCUUCCCCAAACCAUUUGUGCAGAAGUACUGUCUCAUGGGAGUGAAGAAUAGCUACACAGACUUCCACAUUGAUUUUGGAGGAACCUCAGUGUGGUACCAUGUUCUCUGGGGAGAGAAGAUUUUCUACUUGAUCAAGCCGACAAAGGCUAACCUUGCACUAUAUGAGUCAUGGAGCUCAUCACCCAAUCAGAGCGAAGUAUUCUUCGGGGAUAAAGUCGACAAGUGUUACAAAUGUGUGGUGAAGCAGGGAUCUACCAUCUUCCUUCCCACAGGUUGGAUCCAUGCAGUGCUCACCUCUCAGGACUCUAUGGCGUUUGGGGGGAACUUCUUGCAUAACUUAAACAUAGGCAUGCAGCUCAGGUGUUACGAGAUGGAACGCAGACUGAAGACUCCAGACCUCUUUAAGUUCCCGUACUUUGAGGCCAUCUGCUGGUAUGUGGCCAAAAACCUUCUGGAGAACCUUAAAGAGUUGCGGGAGGAUAAAUGUCAACCUCAGGGUUUUCUGGUGGACGGGGUGAAAGCUUUAAUCUCAUCACUGAGGACGUGGCUGAGAAGAGAGUUGACUCAACCUAACAGCGAGGUUCCAGACAAUAUCAGGCCAACCCAUCUUAUUAAAACUCUGACCAAGGAGAUCCGGUACCUGGAGGAUGAUCCGAAUAAAUUUGGAAAGGCUCAGGGAAGUGCCGAGUGCCCUUUAACACGCUCGUUGCUGGAGAGGGGCUGUCAGGCACGACGGGCAGCACGUCGGCUACGAGAUCAUCAUCAUCGACACCAUCAUCAUCAUCAUCAUCACAAACUUCCCUCUAAUCUGGACAUCCUGGAGCUUCACACGAUGGAGGUGCUGAAGAGACUGGAGGUCGGACAGCUGGAGGAGGAUCCCGCUUUUACUGCCAAAGUGAACGGCAAAUUCAAGAAAGUUUCCGCAGCGUCCGCUGAGGCUGUUGAGGGUAGUUAUGAUAACGCCCUGCGUCUGGUGCUAUGUAAUGGCAAAAUUAUGCGAGAGAGGCUUUCUAUCAGUGAUGGGGAAACCAAGGUCAAUGGUGUGGAAAUGUCACAAUGCCAUCAACGUGAGGUGAAGUUGGAAGGAACGUCUUUGAAGCCACUACAAAUUGUGAAAAAAGAACAAACGGAGGAGGAUUUUAGAGUAUGUUACUAUAUCAAGGAAUCAAUCAGCCAUGGUGGAACGGUGAAGACGGAACACAGGAGAGAAUCGUCACAACACAUAGCAUCUUCAGGCUCUGACUCUGAGUCAGACGCAGAACAUUCUGCUGAGAAACACUCAUCAGAGUCCGAGAGUUCUGAGGAUGAGGAUGGAGGACACCAGAGAGAACCAGUGAGCUUUGCGGACCAUCUGAGCUCCCCGAAGCACGGCCACCAUAAGCAGUCUCUAAAACGAGAACGUCCUACCUCACCAAACACAGAUAACGCCAUUCAGGGCAUGCUGUCGAUGGCAGGAAUGCUGUGUCGACAAGCGUCAGAAGAGGGCGCCGUCCUGCAGCAGCCGUGGUGGUCCAGUCAGGGUAGCAGUAGCAGUAACAGCAACAGUAGCAGCGAUGCGUGGGACAGCAGCGAGCCCUGUUCGGCACCCAGGAGCCCAGAGGGGGAGGACGGGAGUCUGGGAAAUGUGUACUCGUACAGGGAGAGCUCGAUUUCCCCUCCCCUUCACCCCUCUAAGAGACACGCCCCUAACCCCAACCCCAUCAGCAAUCAGGCCACUAAAGGAAAACGUCCUAAGAAAGGACACGCGACGGAUAAACAGCGUCUGGGGAAGCUAUUAAAGAUGAGCUGCCAUGAAGGCUUGUUCCUCUAGCGCGAGGCCAUAUGUAAUAAAACAACAUAGCUGCUUUUCAUUAUACGCUGAGAUUUUCAUCACACAUUUACACACACUGUGCAUGUUUAGGUCACAGGGUAUGUUUAUUAGCUCAAACUCCCUUUGUUCAUCAAUCACAUUUAACACACAUUAUUCAUCAACGCAGGGAAAACUGAGAUUUCAUCAGGAAACGAAAACAUUAACAGCCAAAAGUUAAAAGAGGAAGCAGCAUAGAGUUGAAGUCAAAUGUGCUUGUUGGAGUUAGUUUGUGCGACACAGGCUAAAGCCCCUCUUUUCCCCCCACCCUACCUCCAAUCGCAUCUGUAGCGCGAGUGAACAAGGACGUCUGCCUAGACCUUUACAGUCUGAUGCUGGGACUUGUUGUUCUCUUCUUUCUACUUUGAUUGUCUCAGGCUGACGUAUUAGGUUUAAAGGUGGAGGAGUUGAAAUGGUGCUGAACAUUUGUAUACCCCCCACUAAGCAAUAAUUGUAUGGCGGUGAGUGAUGCGUUGAUAUAAUGGGACGUGUUUUUAGGAUGCAACAUUCGUGUACGUGUUGACAAAAACUGCAUAUGAGGGUUAGGAAGGUUUUGAAGCAAGGUAGCUGGUUAAAGCUGGUCAUUUGCUGGUUUAAGAUAGCCAGCUAAGCUACCAUGCUUCAAACCUUAACCAGCAUUUGCUGUUUUUUCAACAGUGAAACAUUAGGAGAAAAAUAUAAUUCUUAUGUAAUCUUGUUUUCUUUGACUCAACAUAUUUUCCGUCACACUCUGGUGUUUGUUAAGGGAUAUUGCUGGUUGGAUACAAGUAACGCUCUUUUUUUGUGGCAUGCUUUUACAAAAAAUGAUUUUAACUUUUUCUUAAAUUUGUCAAAACAAACCAAAAAAGUUUGACUGUAAAUAUAUAAUUAUAUAAAUAUAUGCUAUGUGCAAAUGAUAAUUAGCUUUUGAUGUUAUUCGCUAUUGUUUUUACGAUUUAGGACCAUGUCACGUCGAUCUCAACUUGUAUUGAACCCGCAAUAUUUCUUUUAGGGGGUAAUGUUCCAUUUAUAUAGUGUCUCAAAUUGAUGUCACACAUGUGACUGCACUUUACAGUGCAGCCUCUGAAAUACUGUGUGACGUAGUUUGCAAGGGCUGAAGAUGUUUGCCAUGUGAUUGACAAUGAUCUAUAGCUAGUCCCGAAUAAUUUAUGUUCUCUUCUUUGUUUAAUUGUUUUUUACUGGAUAACUAUUUAUUAAUUUCAAAGAUAUAAGGAUUUAUAUUGCUUUCUGAGGUUCUUGUUUUUUCAUUGCAUUUCUGUAAAUAUGAGUAUGCUUUAGAAUGAUUAAUUCAAGAGGAAUGAGGUUUUAAGUUCGCCAGAUUUUCUAGUUAAUACAAAUUUGAAUGAGGUUUUUUUUUGUCAGAUUUAGUUUAAAAAUGUUAGCAAAGGUAGAUUUGAAAUAUGUUCUCUUUGUAACCUAUCGAAACGGAUCAAAAUAACUUGUGGUGCUUAUGUGGGAAUUUUGAGGAGAGGAAUUGUUUUCUCAGGGAACAACUGACAUCUUUGAAUCCAUCACCAGCACUGUCAUACAAUCGCGCGAUGUUUUGUACUUGUUUCCACAAAUCUGCCAACAAAGUAUAUAUAUAUUCCCAUUUCUUGUAUUUUUUUGUUGGUGUAAAUCCAGGACCGAGGGAAUUUGGUCCUGCUGUACAGUAUCAAAUGUCAUUGUAAGAGAGUUUGAAUAGAAUAGCACCACUGUUUUGGAUGAGGUGUGUUGGUUCAUGAAAAUGCACUAUUUUGGAUCUGCAGGACUUGAAUUGGGUGUAAUCGAUAAAACUCAGGCUUUGUGAGUUUUGGUCAUGUGCAUGUGUUUUUUAAGAAAAUAUUUCACUGUUCCCAAUACCUCCUUUAAAAAGGUUUCUGAAGGGUGUAUUUCUAAAGGCAAACAGCAUGUCUUGGUUCUUCAAAGAUGUUCCCCUGCAUUGAUGCAUUAAUUGUACAGUAUUUAUGAAUUUCUUGCAUUUAUUUACAUUUUCCGCUGUGGUAUAGACUCGUGAGUUCAUGUCACUGUGUUUCAAAUUCUGUGUUCUGUUCCUCUUUAACAUUUUCCCAGAGUGCUCUUUGAAAGUUUUGGAUGUUGAUUUUUUUCAAUGCAAUGUAAAUAUAUGAUGAGGGGGAAAUGUUUUGUAGAUCACACUGUUUUCCAUUUUCCUUUACCAGAUGUUAGGUGGUAAUAAAAACACUGUUCUAUUGAUAAAAGUCAA
Messenger RNA from Triplophysa dalaica, 4953 nucleotides. RefSeq names its product lysine (K)-specific demethylase 7Aa (gene kdm7aa). Gene Ontology annotation, molecular function: histone demethylase activity; transcription coregulator activity. Gene Ontology annotation, biological process: protein demethylation; regulation of transcription by RNA polymerase II. Bases 405 to 2714 code for a protein of 769 amino acids. The record is from RefSeq and is a predicted model, not a curated record. Lineage: Eukaryota; Metazoa; Chordata; Actinopteri; Cypriniformes; Nemacheilidae. The transcript has 18 exons.